AUGGGGCCUUACCUGAGCAAUGAGCUCUUCCCACCGCCCACUGAAGCCUGGCUCCAGACAGUCUCCUCAGAUCCUGAGGCCCAAGGUUGGGGGGCCUGGGGCAGGACUGAAAAGACCUCUUUGGUGCCAAGGGCUGGAAGUAGAGCAGGAAGUGGCAAGGAAGCAGAGGAAAAUGAAGAUACGGGCUUCCUGCUUUCCCUGCUGGAGCCAGAGAACCUGGCCAAGUCCCCAGUAUACAACCAGGAGUUGGAGGCCAUCAAGCUGAAGCUGUGGGCCAUGGAGCAUGCUGAGGCCCGGCCGGAGCCACCCUGUGUACAGAGCAAGGCCACGGAGGAAGAAAGGGCUGAGGUCAGACAGCUGCUGAGCCCUGAGACUGUAGGCUGCUGCUUUCUUAGGACCUCCAAGGAAAAUGUGGAGGCUGACCACAGAUCUGUCUAUGUAGGCAAUGUGGAUUAUGGUGGUUCAGCUGCAGAGCUGGAGGCCUACUUCAGGCCCUGUGGGGAGAUUCUUCGGGUCACUAUCCUGUGUGACAAGUUCUCUGGACACCCCAAGGGCUAUGCAUAUAUAGAGUUUGCCUCGCAGAGCUCUGUCAAGGCAGCUGCAGGUCUGGAUGAGAGCACCUUCCGAGGCCGGGUCAUCAAGGUACUUCCCAAAAGAACGAACUUCCCAGGAAUCAGCUCCACAGACCGUGGUGGGCUGCGGACACACUCGAGCAGCAGGGCUGCCUUCCUGCAGGGUAGCCUCCAUCGAAAACCUCGGUUAAGACCCCAUGGACAGAGCCGGGGCCAUGGACGAGCAUCUCUGUGGAUCUCAUAAUAUUGAAAGGAUAGCCCAGUUUUUAAAAGUGGGGCCAGGAGCUGGGUCAGGAGUAAACUGCUGUCUCUCCACUUACUCUAGACAAGUCUUCAAGCCUGGCAGCCCACAAGGGCCUUUGAAGGUGCUCAGAUCACCAGGUCCCAGUGGGAAGGCACUGGCACUGGGCAGGGAAGAUUCGGAGGGGAGAGGAGGCUCAGAGUAAGCUGGGAUUGGCAUACUCAAGUACUUUUAAAGAAAAAUAGAUGUGUGUUAAUAGUAAAACAUAAAUUAUUAAACUUGAAUAUAUUUUAAGAG
Molecule: messenger RNA, 1110 nt
Organism: Mastomys coucha (southern multimammate mouse)
Lineage: Eukaryota; Metazoa; Chordata; Mammalia; Rodentia; Muridae
Gene: Pabpn1l
Product: PABPN1 like, cytoplasmic
Exons: 7
Coding region: 1-816 (271 amino acids)
Molecular function (GO): RNA binding
Source: RefSeq, a predicted model, not a curated record